AUGGAGACUGCAUUUGAGAAUGCUUGGCAAAUCGCAGUCCAAGCCGAAGGAAACCUCUCCAAGAUACUCGCAGACAAAGAGCCAACCUUUGCAGAAAUCGCCCACUGCCUUGCGGAAUUCCGUGUGGCUUGCCGCAACGCUAUAUUCGUCGAUUUCAACGCCGCUGCCGCCCAAAAUGCCGAGAACAUUUUAUGGGAGGCUCAUGUCAAGAUAAAUACUCGUUUUCGCAAACUUUUGUCGCGAUUCCGGGACGAUGCAGGCAAGAAGAAACCAGUCGAAAAGCGGAAGCUUGAGAAACACUAUCUUGACUUUAUAAAGUUGAGUCAAAAAUUCUACAGAGGAUAUAUUCAACAUUUGUCGUCGCAUUACAUUGGUAUCCCAGAGUUGGAGCAGGUUGCGAAAAAGUUUAGCUUUGAAAACCUCACAGUGGACACCCCGAUCAUCCCUGAUGCAAAUUUGCGCAGCAGUGUACUCCAGUCCUGCCAUGCUACUUUGAUUCGCUUGGGAGAUCUGUCCCGUUAUCGAGAGACAGAGCUUGUUUCUGGUAAAGAGAGGAAUUGGGGUCCUGCAAUUGGCUACUAUGACCUUGCCGGUAUCAUUUACCCGGAAUCUGGAGCAUCCCACAAUCAGCUGGCGGUCAUCGCGUUGGCCGAUGGUAAUCAUCUCAGAGCUACAUACCAUCUUUACCGAGCAUUGUCGGCGCAAGAGCCGCGUCCGGGAUCUAAGAAGAAUCUAGAGAUCGAGAACAAGAAGAUUCUUGCUGCUUGGGCCAGAGGAGAAUUAAUUCCACGCGAAGAUGCUGGGGUUCCUGGGAAGGCACUGACUCAUUGGUUUGUGUAUCUCCAUGCACAGUGCUACAAGGGCUUGGAUUUCCAAGAACACGACGAGCUGGAAAACGAGGUGCUGAGUCAAUUGGCGGUUGAUCUAAAGGAAAAAUCGCUUGAGGGCACCCUCCAAAAAUUCGUUCUAAUAAAUAUUGCUGCAGAAGAGCUCGCUAAAGCUAGAGCAGCCAAAAAUGAGCCAACUCAUAACGCACAACUUUUCUUCCAGAGAAUCAAUGUCAAAACCUUUUUCACGCUCUUACAGAUCCUUCUGGGUGAGCUUGAGCGUUUUGCAACUGAAGACAGCGACUCCAAGGAGUCUCAGCAUGGGUCGGAAAAGGUCACUGUCGUUGCACGUCGUGUUUUACCCGCCCUUCGAAACUAUAGCUCGUGGCUUACCAUCAAUUGUGGCUCAUUGACAGCGCAAAAGCAAGAUAAAGAUACCGUCCUUUCAGUACAAGUCCAAGAGUUAUGGAAGAGUUAUGCCAAUACAUUGACAUUGCUGGCAUCUACGUUUGAUGUUCCGCGUCUUCUCGAAGUGGAGUAUCUUCUAGAGGAGGACGAAGAGACGCUUGGCUUUUCGCCUCUCAUUACCGAGGCUACUAAAGAGCGGUAUAAGACAGAUAAAGGCACAACAAAACCGAGAAUGCUUGAUCCUGGCAUUGAGAGGAAUCAUCCUAAUAUCGAAAUGCUAUUUCGAAUUCGACAAUUCGUCAUCGAGGGAUUAGAUCUAGUCGUUAAUAAUCGAAUUCCCAUAGCUUUCGUUGAUGAAAACGAACGUAAAAUAUUCAUUUAUCAAGAGGAAGGACUUCCGUCCCAGUUUUAUGCAAGUCCACGAGGUCAUCAGCCUGCUAUUCCGUCGACAAACGUGCAAAGAGAUGAAAUACGCAACGUGCAGCGGGCAAGGAACACGAUUGAAGGACGGAGUGCCUUCGGUGGUUCUCAAUCAGCUUCAAUUUCGGCUUCUACAAACUUCAAUCGCAUCGUUGAGGGGGUCGAAAAGCUAGUAGAGUCAGAUACCUACGAAGCGCCGCCAGCAAUGCCACAGUUGCCAGAGUUUCUGCGGCCGACUCAGCCUUCGAAUAAUUUUCCUUAUCCGACGCCAAUGGUGCCUCCUGGUUUUGGUUUACAAGGUUCACGGUCUCCAACAUUUACACCCUACUUCUCGAGCUCAAGUAUUUGGGGACCGAACCCUCCAUCUUUAACGCAUGAUUUAUCAUCACAACGGCUCSAUAGCACACAAGGUCUCGGUCCUGACUCGCAGCUAUUAAGAGGACAAAGCCCUUACACGCUAGAAACGCCGAGCCCUAGCCUUGUUGCCGUGCAAAAUGAUCUAUUACUGCAAGAAAAGGAGAUUCAAGCGCGAUCGUCAUCGCAAUUCGGGUCGAGCUGGACACCACAAUCUAUGUCCACACCACAACCGCUCUGGGGUAAACCUCAGUUUGAAAAUUUGCCGCCGUACCGUACUUCUUUGCUUCAACAUUCAAUGCAGCCACCUCCAGGCUAUGAGUUCCCGUCUUCGCACAACCAUGCGUUUAUUGCUUCAACUUUGUCUCCGCAACAUACCUCUGAUAGCCGGCAAAGUACUCAAGAUUCUUCUGGUCGUUUUGGCACUAUUGGACAGCAAACACCUCCCUAUGGACAGGCAGGUUGA
Talaromyces amestolkiae is the source of this 2475-nucleotide messenger RNA. RefSeq lists its product as uncharacterized. Gene Ontology annotation, biological process: nuclear-transcribed mRNA catabolic process, nonsense-mediated decay. Gene Ontology annotation, cellular component: telomerase holoenzyme complex. The coding region runs from base 1 to 2475 and encodes 824 amino acids. Lineage: Eukaryota; Fungi; Ascomycota; Eurotiomycetes; Eurotiales; Trichocomaceae. The record is from RefSeq and is a predicted model, not a curated record. Gene Ontology annotation, molecular function: protein binding; telomerase RNA binding; telomeric repeat DNA binding. The transcript is spliced from 7 exons.